Lampris incognitus (smalleye Pacific opah) is the source of this 858-nucleotide messenger RNA. RefSeq names its product FKBP prolyl isomerase 11 (gene fkbp11). Gene Ontology annotation, molecular function: peptidyl-prolyl cis-trans isomerase activity. Lineage: Eukaryota; Metazoa; Chordata; Actinopteri; Lampriformes; Lampridae. The coding region runs from base 256 to 819 and encodes 187 amino acids. Gene Ontology annotation, biological process: protein peptidyl-prolyl isomerization. The transcript is spliced from 6 exons. The record is from RefSeq and is a predicted model, not a curated record.
CGCCGCCGAGCGGAAUGUGACCGGGCGGCCGCUUCACAGACGUCCAGGUGCUGGGACCACGUCCGCGACCCUGCCUGCCUGCCGUUAUCUCUUAACUUCCACCAACACAUCAGCACUACCUGGCCGACGGCCAUAUUAACGCGCUCGACUGGAGCUCUGCCACAUUUCCCUCCUCGGCUCGGCGCUGCAGCGGCGUGGAGACUGGACGUGAACCGGGAUCGUAGUGGCUCUGCUGUCAGAAGUGAAGUCUUCACAAUGAAGACCGGGGUUAUCCUGCUCCUGCUCGCCGCUCUCACUUGCGUUGCGGCGCAAAACGAGCAAAACGAAGUUGAGGAUCUGCAAGUGGAGACGCUGGUUCAGCCCGAAACUUGCUCCCUGCUUUCCCAGAUGGGAGACACCCUGCAAAUCCACUACACGGGUAAACUUAUGGAUGGCAAGGUGAUAGACUCGUCACUCUCCCGGGAUCCACUUGUUGUUGAGCUGGGGAAGAAGACGGUCAUUCCCGGUCUGGAGCAAAGCUUGCUGGGUGUCUGUGAAGGACAGAAAAUCAAGGCCAGCAUUCCAUCACACCUUGCUUAUGGAAAAAGAGGAUACCCUCCCACAAUUCCAGGUGACGCCGCCCUGGAGUUUGAGGUGGAGGUCGUUUCUCUGACGCAGCAAACUCCCUGGCAGAAACUGGUGAAUGACGUGUUUCCGUUAGUGUGCCUGGUCCUGGUGCCCACCAUGCUAGCCCUAGUGGGCUACUAUCUCUACAAAAAGGCCAACGCCCAGCAUCCCAGCAAGAAGAAAGCGAAGGAUAAGAAGAGCAAGAAGAAAUAAGCACGGGGCGCCACAUUAUUUAAAUAAAACUGACAAAAA